This is a messenger RNA of Lodderomyces jiufengensis, 1590 nucleotides long. It is a transcript of the gene PTH2, whose product is annotated as Pth2p. Bases 1 to 1590 code for a protein of 529 amino acids. The transcript has a single exon. Lineage: Eukaryota; Fungi; Ascomycota; Pichiomycetes; Serinales; Debaryomycetaceae. Gene Ontology annotation, molecular function: DNA binding. The record is from RefSeq and is a predicted model, not a curated record.
AUGAAUUCAGAUUCAAUUACUUCACACAAUUCCACUUCAUAUUCCACCAUAGAUUCAAGUUUAAAUUCAAAUACCGAUAACACUACUACUCCGUCAACUUACGGAUCAUCAUCUUCAUCAUCGUCAUCUUUAUCAUCAGGAGAGGAAGAUUUAGAUAAUAAAUCUAAAAAUAGAAGUCAUUUAAGACAAUUACCACAAGAACAAUUACCACAUUUGAAUUUAGAAAAGUAUGCAAAUUUAAAUCCCUCAAUUAAUGCAAAUACAUUAAGUCAUUCUUUGUCUCAUUCAUCAUCAUCUAUUUCACCUUCACCAUCACCACCAAAAUCAAAUGACUUAUCAAACAGUCAUGUAAUUACGUAUAUUGGUAGAAUAUACUCAAUACUAGAUGCAUUAUUAUUAAUCGAAGCAUGUAGAUUAAAAAUGAUACCAAUAAUUAAUAGAAGAUUAACCAUACUAGAGAGAUCAAAAUUUAUAAAACCCAAUACAAUUUUCAUAUGGAAUGAAACAUCUUGUGGAAUGAAAAGAUGGACAGAUGGUAAAAUUUGGUCAGCAUCAAAAGUCUAUAAUGGAAAUUUUCUACAGUAUAAAGAAUUAAAUAAAUUUACCAAAAAGGAAGAAAAUAAUGGAUUAAUAAAACAAUCGUUUUCGUUAACUACAAAGACAAAUCAAAGAUAUCAUUUAAUCUCAUAUUUUAAAAACUCAUAUCAAGGUGAUAAUUUAAUGAAUAAUAAUCAAAGCUUAGAUUUUCUGGAAAAUUUAAAUUUGGUGAAUAUACCUUCACAUGAUACAAGAUUAAAAAAUUUGAAAUUGUCAGAUAAAAUUUAUUCUGAUCAUUCUUUACAUACUUUAAUCAAUUCAAAUCUUACUACUAAUUUACCAUUGAGUGAGAAACCAAAGUUACCCCAACAAUCAUACCACCAUCAACAUGUUCAUCAACACAAUAGUAUCCCGCUACCUCCUCAACAACCUCAUCAUCAUUCCCAACCGCAUCAUAAUAACAAUUCACUAUCUAAUUAUAAUUUACCUUUGCAUAAAUAUUUCAAUUCAAAUGAGUUUCAUUCAAACAAUCUAAAAUCUGAAAAUUUAAAUAAUACCCAUAAAAUUAAUGAAAAUAAUUUACGAGCUAAUAUAAAUCAGCAAAUUAAUGCAUCCUAUAACAACAAUAGCAUUCAUACAAACGAAGAGAAUCAAAAUAAACAUUUCAACAAUCACCAGUUUCAUUUCAAUCCAACCCAUCAACAAUCUCAAUCAGAUUCACAAUUAAAUCAUGAAUCAAUAUAUCAAGAAAAUAGAAACACAACUCAAAAUCGAGGAAGUUCACAAUCAUCAUUAUCUUCAAGUAGUCAAAGUGGUUACAGCAGUGCACCACAAAUAGAUCAGCCACCUAAACAUUCAAAAUUCCCAGAAAAUCAUCAUCAACAUCAUCAUCACCACCAUCACCAUUAUCAUCAACUAAAAGAUCUUGACCUUGGAUCCGAAGAAGAUCAUGACCAUCACAAAAGACAUCAUCAUAAUCAUAUGAGACAACAUCUGAAUUCUCAUUUUGAUUCUCAAGUUAUUGAUUUAUUGAAUAAAGGUUGGUUGAAGUAA